This is a messenger RNA of Colletes gigas, 3334 nucleotides long. RefSeq names its product vacuolar protein sorting-associated protein 18 homolog (gene dor). The record is from RefSeq and is a predicted model, not a curated record. The transcript has 19 exons. The coding region runs from base 347 to 3301 and encodes 984 amino acids. Gene Ontology annotation, molecular function: protein-macromolecule adaptor activity. Lineage: Eukaryota; Metazoa; Arthropoda; Insecta; Hymenoptera; Colletidae. Gene Ontology annotation, biological process: intracellular protein transport; organelle fusion; lysosome organization. Gene Ontology annotation, cellular component: HOPS complex; endosome.
GCUCGCGACCCCGAGUUCGUGUGUCAUAAAGAAGCAUUAUUUAUCAAGUUGCAACGUUCUUCUAUAUCUUGUCUGUGCUAAUAUACAAUUUUAAUCUUACCUAUUAUAGCCCUAUUAAGUAUUCUUAUAACAAUAUCAAGGCGUAUUACAAAUUUACGUAGUAUCAUAAUUACAAUAUUUUGUGAAUUAAUAAUGAUUUAUAUACGUGAUUUAUAAUCUAAAAUUACAUUAAAUUAUCAUAAAAGCAUAUUGGUGAUUCAUGUUUAAUAUGAAAUGAAAAGUUAAAUCUAUUUAAAAUUAUUGUACAAAUAAUAUAAAAGUGAACAGUUUUAAGUAAAUCAACAACAUGACACCAAUGUUUUAUCAAUACGCACAAGCCUCCCAGCGAUCAAAACAAAUACAUGCACCACCAAUUCGUCCUGAUAUUAGUACGGCUGGAUUUAUACAAGUGAAAUUACAAAAUGAUGAGCCUAUUUUUAUAAAAAAACAAGUUAAUUUCUUAUCACCUGACAACAUUUUACAUCUUGUUGUUAAUAAUAAUAUCAUUGUUAUUGCUAUGGCUAAUAACAUUCUUCUGCGUAUUGAUAUAAGACAUCCAGAUAAACCAGAAGAGAUUGACAUAUCUAAAUAUGUAGUAAACAUGAAAAUAUCAGGAAUGUUUCUUGAUCCUUUGGGUGAUCAUCUAUUAAUUACUUUGGUUGCAACAUCACAAAACAACAACCCAUCAGAGUUAUUUUAUUUACAUAGAAAAACAACAAAAUUAAAACAGGCAGGGAAAUUCAAAGGGCAUGAAAUUACUGCUGUUGGGUGGAACUUUUCAAAUACCUCUGAAACUACUACAGGCCCAAUUCUCUUAGGAACUUCAAAAGGUCUUAUUUUUGAGACAGAAAUUGGUUUAGACGGGGAUAAAAUAUUUAAUACAUGUUUGGAACAAUAUUGGCGUCAGGUGUUUGAUAUAGGAGAAAAUAGUAAACCACCAAUUACUGGUUUAGAAUUCCACAGAGUACCAAAUACAGAUAAAUAUAUAAUUAUUGUUACUACUCUUAUACGUAUUUAUCAAUAUAUUGGAUCAGUACAAAAUGCAGAUGAAAAACCAUUAUUACAACAAGUUUUCAAUAAGUAUUUGAAUAUGGAAGAAAGUUUUACCGAUGUAAUAAAUUCUUUGCCUUAUUCUAAAAUGCAAUUUUAUUAUCCUGCACCUGGUGCAUUACCAAAGUCAUUUGGUUGGCUAACUGAAACUGGUAUACUGUAUGCACAGGUGGAUCCAAAAGCAGAUCCAAAAAAUGUAUUAAUAAAUCGACAAAUGUUAAACUCUCCAGAAGCAAGUCUUAUGGGAAACAACAUGUCAAGAGUAACAACUGCCCCACUGUCUUUUAUUUUAACAGAAUUUCAUGCAUUGUUACUUUACCCAGAUCAUGUAAAAGGCAUAUUUCUUUUAAAUCAAGAAUUGAUAUUUGAAGAUAUCUAUAAUGAUGCUUAUGGAAGUUUGCUUAACAUUACUACAGACCAUGUAACUCGUUCUGUAUGGGCUUAUAGUGAACGGGCAGUAUUUAAAUACAAAAUUAAUAAAGAAGACAGAAAUGUGUGGCAGGUUUACAUUGAUAAAGGCGAAUUUGAACUUGCUAAACAAUAUUGUAAAGAUAAUCCAGCACAUAUAGAUCAAGUACUUGUAAAGCAAGCAGAAAUGCUUUUUAAAAAUGGAGAAUAUGAAAAGAGUGCUUUCAUUUAUGCAGAUAUUCAUUCAUCAUUUGAAGAAAUUUCUUCAAAAUUUCUUCAGGAAUCGCAAAUAGAGGCUUUAAAAACAUUCCUUAAGAAGAAACUUGAAGGAUUGAAACCACAAGAUGAAGCCCAAAGAACUAUGAUUGUUGUAUGGAUAAUUGAAUUAUUUAUGAGUCAAAUGGGUACAAUAAGGAGUACUAAUACUUCAUAUUUAAAUGAUUCCCAAUACUUAGAACUGCAGAAACGAUUUGAAAAUUUUCUUGCAAUACCAAAAGUUGAGGAAUGUAUAAAAAAAAAUCGUAAUACUAUAUAUGAUUUAAUAGCACGUCAUGGCGAUAAAGAUAAUCUUAUACGUUUAACUAUAAUGCAUUGCAAUUAUGAAGAAGUGAUACGUCAGCAUUUAUAUAAAACCAAUUAUUUAGAAGCUCUUGAAGUAUUAAAAUGUCAAAAUAAUAAAGAUCUUUUUUAUCAGUUUUCUGGUAUUCUAUUGCAAGAAUUACCACGCCCUACAGUGACUGCCUUGAAAUCACAAGGUUCUUUACUAAAGCCAUCAAAACUUCUUCCAGCUUUAGUAUCUUGUAACAGUGACGAAAAACAUGCAAAGGAAAUAAUCAGAUAUCUAGAGUUUUGUGUGUAUAAACAAAGCUGUCAGGAACAGGCAAUUCAUAAUUUUCUAUUGUCAUUAUAUGCUCGUUACAAACAAGACGAAGUAAUGCGUUACAUCAGUUCACAAGGACAAGAUAUAAAUAUGGUACAUUAUGAUGUGCACUAUGCAUUACGACUAUGUCAAGAAGUUGGCUUGACUGAAGCAUGUGUACAGUUAUCUGCUUUGCUUGGACUCUGGACAACAGCAGUUGAUUUAGCUUUGACAAGUAGUGUUGAUCUUGCUAAACAAAUAGCUGCUAUGCCUUCCGAUAAUGAUGAUGAAUUACGAAAAAAAUUAUGGUUAAAAAUAGCUGAACACGUUGUACGAGAAAAAGAUGAUAUACAACUAGCAAUGAAAUUUUUAGAAGAUUGCGAUAUAAUUAGAAUAGAAGAUAUACUACCAUUUUUCUCAGACUUUGUUACCAUAGAUCACUUUAAGGAUGCUAUUUGCAAUUCAUUACAGGAAUAUAAUCAACAUAUUCAAGAUCUCAAAGAAGAAAUGCAAGAAGCAACAAAGGCAGCUGAAAUUAUUAGAAAAGAUAUUCAAGAAUUUAGAACAAGAUGUACAUUUGUAUAUACAAAGGACACAUGCAAUAUGUGUGAUGUUCAAUUGUUAUUACGACCUUUUUAUGUAUUUCCAUGUGGACAUAGAUUUCAUAGAGAUUGUCUUGUAGCUGCAUUGAUACCUAUGUUGUCAAUGGAUCAGAGAACAAAGCUAACUGACCUUCAGAGACAACUUACUGCUCUUUCAAAUAAUCCAGAAGAUACUACUUCAGUUGGAUCAGUAUCUUUAUCUGCAAAAGAUCAAAUCAAGGCUGACAUUGAUGAAGUAGUAGCCUCUGAAUGUUUAUAUUGCGGAGAACUUAUGAUAGAGUCUAUAGAUAAACCAUUUAUUGAAGAGGAUGAUUAUGAGCGAGUAAUGAAGGAAUGGGCAUAAAUAGUAAGACGUGUCAUUUAUUUGUAAAAUAUU